AUGGCUACCGUCGAGAAGCCCAAGGAGCAGCAAAAGCAGUUCCAAGUGCCCGAGUAUUCCGAUGAUGAGGACUACGAUAGCGCCGAUGACUACGAAUACUCAGACGAGGAGGAGGAACAGCCUAAGCCCGCUGCUAAGACCCAGCAACUUCAGCGCCGCAAGCAACAACAGCCUCAGCAGCAAGAUGACGAUGACUACGACUCAGAAGAGUAUACCGAUGAAGACGAAUACUCCGAUUACUACCCUGACAACGAGGACUACGAUCAAUUUGGAAUGACCAAAAUGACCGGCGAUACUUCGAUGCCACCUUGGCAGGGCAAUUCCACCGACAUGAACAUUGCCGAUGAGAAGAAGAAGAGCAUCGACGAUGAGGAGGGUAUGAAACUGAAGCUGGAGCUGAAUCUGGAAAUUGAGAUUGAACUCAAGGCUCGCAUCCACGGUGAUCUCACCAUCGCGCUCAUGUAA
Messenger RNA from Penicillium cosmopolitanum, 465 nucleotides. RefSeq lists its product as uncharacterized. Lineage: Eukaryota; Fungi; Ascomycota; Eurotiomycetes; Eurotiales; Aspergillaceae. Bases 1 to 465 code for a protein of 154 amino acids. The transcript has a single exon. The record is from RefSeq and is a predicted model, not a curated record.